Messenger RNA from Paramecium pentaurelia, 779 nucleotides. NCBI's taxonomy places the organism in Eukaryota, Ciliophora, Oligohymenophorea, Peniculida, Parameciidae. The record is from the annotation of a GenBank genome assembly.
AUGAAUUUGAUAAUUGUGGUUUUAUUAGCAGUGGCAUAUUGCUAUCCCUUAGUUGUCACUAAUACUGACUUAAGCUCUUCUGAUUUAUUCAUCAAUUAAAUAGAUCUGAUGAGUAAAAUAAGAUAGCAAGUAUGUAAAAAUAUGAUUUUAGCAGGAAAACAAAAGAGUAAUCAUAAUAAAUAUUCAAACAUCUCAUUAAGAUAAUGAAAUAUUUUAAAACAAAUUACUCAAAAAGAUAGAAAAUUUGAAGAGUUUUAAAAAAUUGCUAAAGUCUAAAUCCACUUUUGUUUCCCCAUUUGUUGAUUAUUCUCCUAUCUAGUUUAUUUAAGGACUUUAAAAGGAUCAAGUAAUAUACCUUAUUUAUUUAAGUUUGAAGUGUAAAAUAUCCCCAUGAACUUUUAAAAUUUGAAGGCACUAGAAAAAUUUGCACAACAAUAAGAUGCAAUAUUGAUUGUGCUAUUUUCAAAAAUAUCUUCGAAUGUGAAGGUAUUAGAAGAAAUAUCUGAAACUUAGGAAGUAGUUAUUGAUAUAAUAAUAUUCUAGCCCUCAGAUUAAAUAAUAGCUGUCGAGUUAGCUGAUGAGAACUAACCAUCUACAAAUACAGUACAAAGAAUUAUCAUAUAUUUAGAUAUACACAGUCACUUCUAAUUAAUUAACAGGAUACAUUGUCUUCUUUGUUUCAAUGUUUGCCUUGUGGAUAGCUGUCCAAUGUAAUGGAGCAAUUUAAACUCCAGAAAGAUUUUCAAAAUAAAAUUAUUAUAUUGGAAAAGAAAGUUGAU